GCAUCGUUACUCCCUACUUCCGUUUGUCAUCUUAGUUCCCUCAUUUUAAAAAAAUAUUUUGCCUUGAUGAUCAUUUCUCAACAACUCCUCAGCCCAGGAUCCUCCGAAGUCGCUACCAGGGCAGCUCUCCUCCUGCAGCAGCUCCCCACCAAGAGGAUAAAGUUCUCCCCCACCAGGAGGAUGAAAGUCUCCAUGGCAGCCACCUCCCUCUUCGUCAUCCUCCUCACCACCUGCACCCUGGGGCGCAAGGCUGAAUUCUCCCCACGAGGACCUUACCACCCGGCCGAGUGUUGCAUCAGCUACAUUGCCCAGGCAAUUCCACGUCACCGGAUCACAGAUUAUUAUGAUACCAGCAGCCAGUGUUCGAGGCCUGGAGUUGUCUUCAUCACCAAAAAGGGUCAUUCCAUAUGUGCCAACCCCAGUGAUGACUGGGUCCAGGACUACAUCAAGGACCUGGGGAGAAAUGAGUGACCCGGAAGUAGUGGAGAAGGGUACCGCUGACCAUCCUAAAGAGAAGAUGAGAGGGCCCCCCCUCUCAGCUCCAACUCUCAGCCCCAGCCGCCUCUCAGGAGCUGCCUUGCCUUGAAUUAAAGACCUUGAAUUCAUGCC
Messenger RNA from Callorhinus ursinus (northern fur seal), 609 nucleotides. RefSeq names its product C-C motif chemokine 14-like. Gene Ontology annotation, cellular component: extracellular region. NCBI's taxonomy places the organism in Eukaryota, Metazoa, Chordata, Mammalia, Carnivora, Otariidae. The record is from RefSeq and is a predicted model, not a curated record. Gene Ontology annotation, biological process: chemokine-mediated signaling pathway; positive regulation of GTPase activity; inflammatory response. Gene Ontology annotation, molecular function: chemokine activity; CCR chemokine receptor binding.